GGUUCCCUCAUGGCUCUGUCCACUGGACAUCCUCCUGCUGCAGAGAAAUCCGCCCACCAGGGGCCACCGACCCCACCCCCUGCCUUGAAAUUUAAAGGAGGUUGGAGCCGUGCAGAAAGAUUGGCGCUGAGGUCUUGCAAGAGCUGAGGCUGACGAGAAAGCCUGGGAAAGAAGACAAGGAGUGGCGGACACUCUGAAGAAACCAUGAAUAAAAUGAAGAGAAAACUGUUGUGUGUACUGCUGCUCUGUGGAGCUGUCUUCACUUUGCCCAGCCAGGAAAUCCACAGGCGAUUCAGAAGAGGGGGCAGGUCUUACAGAGUGACCUGCAGAGAUGAAAAAACACAGAUGAUCUACCAGCAACUUGAAUCGUGGCUGCGGCCAAUGCUUAGAAGCAACCGAGUAGAGUACUGCUGGUGUAACAGUGGCUGGUCACAGUGCCACUCUGUGCCCGUCAAAAGUUGCAACGAACAGAGAUGCUUCAAUGGGGGGACAUGUUGGCAAGCUCUGUAUUUCUCACAUUUUGUCUGUCAGUGCCCUGAAGGAUUUGGUGGGAAACUCUGUGAAAUAGAUGCCAGUGCCACCUGCUACAAGGACCAGGGUGUGACCUACAGGGGCAUGUGGAGCACAGCGGACAGUGGGGCUGAGUGUAUCAACUGGAACAGCAGCGCACUGGCCUGGAAGCCCUACAACGGGCGGAGGCCAGAUGCCAUCAAGCUGGGCCUCGGAAAUCACAAUUACUGCAGAAACCCAGAUGGAGACUGGAAGCCUUGGUGCUACGUCUUCAAAGCAGGGAAGUACACCUCAGAAUUCUGCAGCACACCAGCCUGCUCCAAAGAAAAAAAUGGGGACUGCUAUUUUGGAAAAGGGUUAGCAUACCGUGGAACCCACAACUACACCACCUCUGGUGCCUCCUGUCUCCAGUGGAAUUCCAUGAUCCUGCUAGGCAAGAUUUAUACAGCACGGAACAGCAAUGCCCAGGCACUGGGCCUGGGCAAACACAAUUACUGCCGGAAUCCAGAUGGGGAUGCCAGGCCUUGGUGCCACGUGAUGAAGGACCGCAAGCUGACAUGGGAAUACUGUGACAUUGCCCAGUGCUCCACCUGUGGCCUGAGACAGUAUAAACGGCCUCAGUUUCGCAUUAAAGGAGGACUCUUCUCAGACAUCACCUCUCAUCCAUGGCAGGCUGCCAUCUUUGUCCAGAACAGGAGGUCGCCAGGAGAGAGGUUCUUGUGUGGGGGAAUAUUGAUCAGCUCCUGCUGGAUCCUGUCUGCUGCUCACUGCUUCCAGGAGAGGUUUCCUCCCCACCACCUUAAGGUGGUCUUGGGCAGAACAUACCGGUUGAUCCCUGAACAGGAAGAGCAGAAAUUUGAAGUAGAAAAAUACAUCAUCCAUAAGGAAUUUGAUGACGACACUUACAACAAUGACAUCGCACUGCUGCGGCUGAAAUCAGAUUCGCUACAGUGCGCCCAGGAGAGUGACACUGUCCGCACAGUCUGUCUCCCGGAAGCCGACCUGCAGCUGCCCGACUGGACGGAAUGUGAGCUGUCUGGCUACGGCAAGCAUGAGGCAUCUUCUCCUUUCUAUUCUGAGCGGUUAAAGGAGGCUCAUGUCAGACUAUACCCAUCCAGCCGCUGCACAUCCAAGCAUUUGUUUAACAAAACCAUCACGAACAACAUGCUAUGCGCUGGAGACACACGAAGUGGAGGGGACCAAGCAAACCUACACGAUGCCUGCCAGGGGGACUCAGGAGGCCCGUUGGUGUGUCUGAAGGACAACCGCAUGACUUUGGUUGGCAUCAUCAGUUGGGGCCUUGGCUGUGGGCAGAAAGAUGUGCCGGGUGUAUAUACCAAGGUUACUAAUUACCUAGACUGGAUUCAAGACAAUACGCGCCCGUGACCAGCACCCAAUCCCUGAAAUCACGGCUGACCCUGCUGCCUCCACUUCAGAAGACACCAACACAGAGUGCUUCUUUAUACUAAUUUCUCCAUCAGCAAUCGUACAGUACAAGUGGGGGGAGAACCGGUAGGAGAGGGGAGAGGAUAUUUUUUCACAGGUACUUCCCACUUUGGAAGUUUUCAGGGUUUACGGUCUGAUUUCUGAAUGUGUUCUUUCAGAUUGGCAGACAGAUAAAUGCCAACCCCUCCCAGAAUGCCACCAUUUAGGGCACAGGAGAGAUAGAAUGAAAGCCCAACUCCGAAUCUGUCAACUUAAGAAGCUUUGGGAAUGGGACCACAAAGAUAAAAAAGCAUGUCUCCGUAGUAAAAACUUAGAUCCUUCAGGAAAGAAGCCUUGCAUUAGAAAUAGAAUGUGUAUUUAUAGCCACAGGAAGCCCAACAGGGGCCUGAGCCUCCCAAUGAGGAAUGAGGCUGGCUGGCCAGAUCAUAUUCCUCAAAACCAUCCUUUCAAUCAAGUAUUUGUCUUUCUCCUUUCUCCACUCUACAGAUCCUGGAAGGUAUUCCUUUCGUGUACAGUGUAAAUCCUUUUCUUAUCAACUUUAUAAUAGAAGAAUUGUAUCAUUUUCGUAACUGAUAAACUAGACUUUAGCAUAUUUAUAGCAAUCCAUUUCAGUUUUUACUUUCUGUUGCCACAAUUCUGUAUUAUACUGUAUUGAAAUAAUAAAUUCAGAUAUAUUUUUCACA
Rhinolophus ferrumequinum (greater horseshoe bat) is the source of this 2639-nucleotide messenger RNA. RefSeq names its product plasminogen activator, tissue type (gene PLAT). Gene Ontology annotation, molecular function: serine-type endopeptidase activity. The record is from RefSeq and is a predicted model, not a curated record. Bases 205 to 1896 code for a protein of 563 amino acids. Gene Ontology annotation, cellular component: extracellular region. Gene Ontology annotation, biological process: smooth muscle cell migration; plasminogen activation. Lineage: Eukaryota; Metazoa; Chordata; Mammalia; Chiroptera; Rhinolophidae. The transcript is spliced from 14 exons.